This is a messenger RNA of Frankliniella occidentalis (western flower thrips), 3033 nucleotides long. RefSeq names its product repressor of RNA polymerase III transcription MAF1 homolog (gene Maf1). Gene Ontology annotation, biological process: negative regulation of transcription by RNA polymerase III. Bases 651 to 1358 code for a protein of 235 amino acids. The transcript is spliced from 6 exons. NCBI's taxonomy places the organism in Eukaryota, Metazoa, Arthropoda, Insecta, Thysanoptera, Thripidae. The record is from RefSeq and is a predicted model, not a curated record. Gene Ontology annotation, molecular function: RNA polymerase III core binding. Gene Ontology annotation, cellular component: nucleus.
UUCUUUUUUUGGUUGACCUCCAUUUUGUGUCGGGUGAAGACAACUGAAUGUGGUAGACGAGAUUAUUUCUGUCAGUGUCAAAGAAGUUUAGAGUUUAUCGACCAUUAGCAGAUAUAGAAGUGCGUGUUUCUUCUCUCUAGUGUUCGAGAGCGCUUUAGCCGGACUGAGUUCUCCGGCCCGUGUUGUUGGUUGGCGCUCGUAUUUCUGACCUUUUCUCUGAAAGGGUCUUCCGUUGACCGAGGGCGUCAGUGGCUUUGUUUGUAAACAUACUAUUCGGGUCUUAACUGCACCUCUGGACUCAUAUUUCGGAGUAGUCAAGUUGUAUUUUCUGCUCUCGGGCGGAAUCUGGUCGUCCACUUGCUAUCCAUUCUGUGAUGUACUCGCAGAAAAGCUCCGAAAACGUCGUCGCUCUUCAGUCCAUCCAAGACGCUGUCUCAACCUUCAACCUCCUCCACUCCAGGAGAAAAGGAAUUUUCCUGCAAUCAAAAAUUAUGCCCAGAAACUCUUUUGCCAAGCAAUUACCACUUUUGGCACCAUUAAAAACAAUAUUUUAAGUCCUUCGUAUAUUCUAGUUCUAAAAUCGUCCCAUUGUGCUGAAGUGUUGAGUUUCCCUUUGUGCCUCUCUGCAUCUCUAUUCUCAAGCAAUCACCAUGAAGCUCUUGGAAAGUUCUAGAUUUGAGGCUAUCAAUAGCAAUCUGUGCAUUAAAACUGGCGACAGCAAAAUUGUGGGAAGGAUCGAAAGUUAUUCCUGCAAAAUGGCUGGAAAUGACAAACAACUUUACAAGCGAUUCAAUUCUGAACAAGGAACAAGUCCCCAGGAUCUUCAAGCGCUUUCACCACCUCAAGCAUCUAUUGGAGUUGGAGUAUCUCCACACAGUUUCUACAGUCGCAGUGUUUCAGGAGAUGAGGAAGGGCCUCUUUGUGAUACUAUUAGUAGAAAAACUCUCUUCUACUUGAUUGCAACCCUCAAUUCAGCAUUUCAGCCUGAUUAUGACUUUUCUGAUGCCAAAAGUCACGAGUUCAGCAAAGAGCCAAGUCUUCUUCAUGUCAUGAAUGCAGUGGACAGCAACCUGAGUGCCACUGCUGGAGAACAGUAUCGAGCAAUAAGAGCUCAGCUGUGGGCUGCAGUUGAAGAUGAAAUAUCUAUGGGUGACUGCGAUAUUUACAGCUACAACCCAGACCUGGCUUCAGAUCCUUUUGGUGAGGAUGGUUGUCUUUGGUCCUUCAACUACUUCUUAUACAACAAGAACAUGAAGCGGAUUGUGUUCUUCACUUGUAGAGCUAUCAACCCCAUGUACACCUUUGAUUCUGGUGUGGGCAGUGAUUUUGCCAUGGAUGAAGAUGAGGAGGGUUACUAAAUUACUUUGUUCAAUGUCACUUGGCACUUAAAAGCUUAAACCCACUUGCACUAGUAAAUGCAACUGUUUGAAAAAAUAUAAACACCACCUCUGCUGGUUUAAUCAACUCAAGUUUCCAAAUUAAAAUCAUGUUUAUCAGUUAAUUAUCUUUGGCAUGGCUCUCAUGUUUGCCAUGGUAUGGAUUGUUUCAGUCAGGAACGAUGUAUGUGUAGCGAUUCAGAACACUGUUCUUUAUGAAACUGCUUUUUGGCCUGUAGUCGAUCUCAUAGAAGAGUAGGGGCUAUGAAAUGUAUGUAUGUAUGUUUGUACUUAAGUGGAGACUGACCGGAUCUGGUUUUUAUUUUAUAACUUUAACUAUCUAUGUUCGUAGUGAUUUCGUUUAUCAUAAGUUAGUAGUUCUCAUCAUUUGACUUUUUUUUCAAUUUUACAGUAGAGUUAACUCAUUUUCUUUUAACAGUAGUCAUCAUUAUCAGCUGAUAGCUGUUUACAGCAUCACUCCCUAUAUAUGGUUAUUACCUACCUAUUUUGUUAGCAUUAGUUAAAACCUGACAUUCUUGCCAUUCUUUCCUUUUUUCUUUGCAUGCCUUUAUGCCCUGUCAGGGACCCUUUUUAUUUCUGUUUUCUAUGACAAUGGAAUAUAUAUGUGACAUUCAUUAUUUCCAUUGGUAUUUGCAGUAUUUAACUUUGGUCAAAGUUCAUUUAUUUUUAAUAUUUCUGCAGAUCUAUAUUUGUUUGCAAUAUGAAGAUCCUAAAACAGAUGCUAGUCUUGAUUUCAAGAAAUUCGUGAUAAAAUAUAUUAUUUCUCGGUGAUAUGGUCUAUGAAAAGAUUUUACACAGCAAGCGGCUGGCUGGCUACUUGAGAUAAAAUUGGCUUGUGGACUCCCUUCUUGUACUUUGUUGGUAUAUUUUACAGGAUCUGCUGCAUAGACAUUUCCUUUAGGUAGAUCAGAAGAGGGGAAAAGAAAACUAUUCAAAUGUGCACUUGAUUGAAACCAAUACUUUGUGGGAAUAUUUGAAAAAUAUCUAUUGAUCUGUAACUCUGAGCAAGUCUCAAUUUUCUGAGUAUGUAAAAGCACUAAUACUGUAUGAAUAUGAUAUUUGUUGUUGGUUUCUCUAUGUAGCCACUUUAUCUUUUUGGUAGCUUUUCUCCUAUUCUCACCUCUAGUUAUUUAAGAAUUUGUGACAUACUUAUAUUUGUUCACGAAGUUAAGUCUUGAUUCUAUUUACAUAGUUUAUUGUACAGUCACUGACAAAUUUAUAAAUUUCAAGUUAUGGUGGAUGAGUCUGGCUAUGGCAUGAAGUGAUUAUUACAAGAUUUGAAAUUACUGCAUUUCCUGGCAAUAAAUAUGAUGCACAACUGUUAUUUUCAGCUUGCGUUAUAUAUUUUUAGAACAGUGCCUUAUAUUCAUGUUAUAGGAAGUGCAGUAAAUUCACUUCAUAUUUUAUAAAUGGUAGAUUUUAAAAAAUUCUUGAUAUUGAAUAUUCUAUUAACUGUGUGGUUAAAUACAAAAUGCUGUUUAUUAUUUUCACAUUAAUAACUAGUUCAUACAUGUCUGUAUGUUUAUCUUGUUGACUUUGACCAAAAGUGCUAUUAUAGUCUAGUUUAUAGGCACUUUUGUCUCCCUCCAUGUAAAUAUGUUUUGUCCAAUCUUCCAAUUAUAUCGUUGAAAUGUGA